ACUGUUUUUGUCGUUGACCUGCAUCGUCUUUGCGAAAUGUUUUGGAAUUUUUAUUUGGAAAAUGUCCAUUAACAUUACCGUGCAUGGCAACCAAUUGGAGAGUGUGAACCGCAAGACUGCCCUUCGUGACCCCGAGUUUGUAAGGAAAGAACAAUUGGCCGAGAGGCGAAAGCAACGUCUGGAGCAGGUCCGCCAACAGUCGAAAGAAGUCGCUCAGCACGUUCGUGAGAAUGUCGGUGCGGAACUCAAAAAGCAGGAGCGGCGGAUUGAGGAGCAAAAGCAAAGGGAGCUAUUGGAAUGGCGGGAAAAAGCCCUUGCCGAGGCUGAAGAGCAACGCAAAAAGAGUCUGAACGCUUUCGGGGCUGCACAUCGUGCUGCCUUGGCUGAGCGUGAAAAUGCCGCGAAAGUACAGAAAGAAAAGCGCAAGAAGGACGCUCUUGCACAACAACGUGGGAAGGAAGCAUUGCUCAGGGAAAAGCAAUCGAAAACGACGAAAAAGCCUGUGGAAAAGCCGAAGGUGCAACUACCCCGGGUGCGGGUGCGGAAAAACGAUGAAAACAGCUCCAAGGCAGCAAAUGCUAAUAGGAUGCAAAAGCAAACUGUGGAGAGUGAAGGUGAAUCGACUGAUUCCUCCCUUUCUGAAGAAGAACUGCCUGAAACCAAGUCGACUUUGAAGGAAAACAAAGUCGUCGUAAUGGACAUCAAUACGGACACGGACGACAGUUCGUCUGUAAGCCUCGAGGAUUCUCAUGAGGAUUCGAAUCGGCAUUUCUACCGAACAAGCGAAAAAUCGCAAAGCACGGUUUUAUCGAAACCGGCCUACAACUGCUCCGACUACCGCCAGUCGGACACCUCCUCAGAAAAAUCCAAUUCCAUUGAAGACCCCAAACCACGCCAGUUCACGAAAAUUUCCGAUCUAAUUCAGAAACGACUGUCCAAGACAAGUAUGACUACUUUGGACAUACCUCCAAAUUCUGAGCCCAGCAUAACACCGACAAAGUCCUGCCUGAAAAGCAAACCGCCGCCACCGGAAAUGGCGCCUUCGAGUAAAAUACAAUCCCAAGUACCGUCAACGUCGAAGAAAACUUCAAUUUCCACAAAGCCGAGGUCGGAAGUGUCGAACACGGUGCAGUUUUACGAUUAUGACAAUAAGUUUUCGAAGGCCUACGAACCACGCGAAGGAACUGUUAAACCGGUGGCGAAACCGCAAGGGCAAAUCAAUGCAAUGGAGAGUGCCCGGUUGGAGCUGCAGCUGCAGAAGCAACAACAGAAAGAAGCGGAAGAAACAAGGCGGAAAGCAGACGAACGUUGUCAAAACGCAAUUGAACGUGAAAAAGUUCGUAGAGAUUGUGAACAGUUGACACAGAAGCUUGAUUCCUUAAACCGCGAAAUCGGAGUAUUACGGGAAAUCGAUGGACGAGGAGCGAUAAAUGUGUUCACGCAAUCUAAAAUGGAAAAAGAAAAUGUUUCACGUCAGAAAAAAAUGACUAGCGCGUUCGAAGAUAUACUUAACAGAUCAGUGGUAAUUACUUGUCCUGAAAUAGAGAGAAAAAGACCUAACCAUGGUAAAGAUACUGAGAACGUUGCGCCAUCAUCGAUAAAUGUAGCGAGGAUAACUGAGCCAAAAGAUUUCCGUAGAGAUUUUGACAACGUUAGUACUUCGGACAGUUGCGCGAGCAUUCUUUUAGAUUACGUCAACAAACAAUCUGCUCAAAUUUCGCAAGAUAUCAGAUCGUGCGAAAACUCUAAUACUCUAGAGGAAUUGAAGGGUUUACUCAAGAAAAUCAAUGACAUACGCGAUCAAAUUAUAGCCGAAAUAGAAAAGCAAAAGGCCAGAAACGAUAAAAAAUCGCUCGAUGAAUUGAAGGGUAUCGCGCAAUCGGUGAAUGAUUUACGAAGAGAGCGUGAAAGUAUCUUGUCUGAAGAAAAAAGGAAUAUCGAAUUUAUGAAAGCGCAUUUAGAUAAGCGCGAGAAACUAAUUAGGGAAAAAGAGAAAGAUUUAGAACGGAAGCUUAGGAAAAUUGCUGAAAAUCAAAUGAUGAAAGAGAAGGCAGAGAAGGAUUUGGAUGACGAUAUUAAGGAUAAAGGUACAAAAGAAGAUAACGAACUUAAAGAGAAGAGAAAAGAGCCUAAAAAAUCUACUGCUGAGCAAACCGGGAAAGCCCAACCAACCGUUCCUAUAGAAAUUGUAAUUAAGUUGCGAAAUGAAACCAGUGCCCAACCAGGAAAAUCUCCUUACAAGAGCCCACGAAAGCGUUCCAGUCUUAUCCCGGAUUUUAAACACACGAAACGGAAGAAGGUCACGUUAGUAAAGCACAAAUCUUCAGAUUCAGUUGUUGGGGAGAAAUCCCUACCGAAAACCCCUGCAAAGAAGACCGUUGAGAUUUCUCCUACAAAAAGCAGGAGUUCUACAUCGUAUUUAAGCCUGCCCGAGGCCAUACAUACAAAACUAGGAGAAUUAUUAUCAAUUCCAGUUCAGCAGGAUACACGCGCAAAUUCUGCUGAACGUGAUCGAACAGAGGCUGUUGGACGUGAUCAUACGGAGGGUGUGAAACAGGCGAAACCGUUUGAACCACGUCAACAAGCCACGACCGAUCAAACGAAUAAAAAAGUCAAUCCUGCCCUAAUGCAUUAUAUUCAAAGAUUGCUUGGAAUGUCGAGAAGUUCUAUUGACAUGCUGGGUGUAAGUAGCUCUGAAGUUGGAACCCCAUCAUCUUCCAUAGUUGCUGUUCCCUCAAAUCAAGCGGAAAGUGGAAGUGACAUGGCUGAGAAAGAGAGGAUACGCAGAUUGCAAGCGUUUAUUAAUGAGAAUUAUAGUUUCAUUAGUGAAAUGGAAGAAUCGUUCAAAUCGAGUAAAUCGACUGGGUCUUCCGCAAGUUCAUCUAGCAAAGAAAUGGAGAAAAUAUGGCGAACGGCUUUACAGCAACAACAAGAAGAUCUUACUCCAUCACAUUUAGAAAAACAAAUCAAGUCGAUUCUCAAGAAGAAAGCAACACGAAGCAAGUCUAGCUCAAUCAAAAUAAAAACAGAAACUGUCGAAAGGUCUGUAUCGAAAAAGUCCGUAGAAACUCAAGUCGAGGAGAUUCCAAAAUCCGAAAAGUCUGUUGAAGUUGAUAUACCUGCGGAGCAAUUGAUGCCUCCCCCAAAGUCGCCUGUAACAAGUCAUGUUAGUGGAACAUUGGACACAAACCAGCUGGUGGACCAAUACACACAACUGACAAACAAUUGCACUAAACGCAUAGCUGAGCUUACGGAUAUGAUAAAUAAAGUGCGAAAAGAGAAGCAAAAAAUAUUGGAAAUAACGCUCACGUCUGGGAGUGAGACUGGUCGAAAUUCUACUGAAUAUUUAGAUUUGCCCGAAGGUCGGAUAAACAAAAGUGACGAAGAUUCGGGUAAAGUAAGUGGACUGAAAAAGGUGCUGGAAGCACAGGCAGAUUCGGAAAGGAUGAACCUCGAACGAAACAAACUAACAGGAGUUAGUCGUGAUAGUGGCAUUUCACUUUCGCGUCCAGUUACAGCCUUAGAUUCGCAUGAAGUCGUCCCAGAUGCCCGUAUUCUUGGUAGAAUAUCACCUACUCAACACAUUCAACCUAUUCUGAAAGACUCGUCAAAGUAUGUAGUGCAAGAAGCCGUGUCCAUUCAAUCUGAACGACCAGAUGGCCCCAGUUUUGAUGCUAAGAAGCCGCACAAGCCGCCUGCCACUAUUGCUCGCUACUCUCCUCAACUUAUUGAGGAGCUUCCGCACGAACUUUCAACUAUACUUGAAGUCGAAACCCCGAUCACUUCGAGAAUAAAUACUUUGGCUCCGGAAGAAAAUGCACCGGCCAUGCAUGAGCGAAGCACAAGUGCUAAAUCCAUUCACAAUUUCCCGACGUAUGAAGAGUAUGUGAGGAAGCAUAAUAUCGACGUGAGUCAAUUCAUUGAUAUUGAUAGAAGCUCGAAGAUGCCGAGUGACUUUCAAGAUUUCAUAAAUGCGUCAAAUAAAGGUAAUUUACAAUACCAAGAGUUUCCAUCGUUCAAUACGUAUUUGCGUGAUCAGGGACAUACUAGCGGUAUUCAACACAAACACACUAUUUCAGCUUAUCAGUCAAUUGUGGAGGCCGACGUGCCUAGUUUUAAACGCUUCCCUUCACAUAAGUCUUAUGUAGAAAAGCACAAUGUUAGCGGCUUGUUAGAUUCACAAAGCAUUGCAGCGGUUUCUGUUUCAGAUCGUUCAACUCCUUCAAAUCCAAUAGAAGAUUCUGAAUCGACUGAGAGCCUACCAGAUGUUGUGGCUGAGCUGAAAAAGCGUCACAUUAUUGAACAUUCAUUCCGGAAUGAAAUUGCUGCACCCCAAUCGGAUGGCUCUUCAGGAAAACCAUCAACAAGUAGUGAUGAAAGGGCUGUUGAAAUAACUGUAGUUUCCAGCAGUAGUAGGACCCCACAACAUAGAAGUCCAUCGAAAACCGCAUCAAAUAUUAAAUCUCCAGUGAAAAAGAAAAUGCAAAUUGUAUCAUAUAAAUCUUUAGAUAAACCUUCACGUACAGAACAGAGUAAAAUAGUUGAUUUAACUGGAAUCGAACUAUUGCCGCCGUCGUCCACCUCUACGUCAUCAUCUCAAAGUACAUCUCAGUCGUUGGAAAAAGAGCUGGAUAAGAUGGGAUUGAAAUGGGCGAGUUUGAUGCUUAAAAAGUCCCAGCAAUCAAUGGAGCUGGGUAGUACGUCCUCAAGCUUUACGUAUGAACAACCGCGACGUAAAUCACCAAAGAAGACACCGGAGAAAAUGAAGAUUUCUGGAGCUGCACUUGGUGAUGUUUCUGCACGGAUCGAUGAGCAACGAAGAAAAGACCAACUGCCUCAAUCGCCAUCAGAUAGUAACGGAAAGCCAUUCAACUUAAAAGAGUUCUUUACAAAAGAGCUGCAAAAGCGAGCCACCACAUCCAUAUCAUUAUCAUCAACAGACGAUUCGAUAGCCAGCAAUUUCAUUAAAUCCCUUCUCGGCUCAGCCAGUUCCACGCCGGUUCCUUCGUCAGAACGAAAAACUAACAUUCAGGAUCGUCAGAGACCUCACACAUCCACGCCUGUUCAUCAGAAGAAAUCGUCGACUUCCUCAAAGUCUUCGCCUGAUUCAACGAAACUCUUCUCUGGAGAGAGUGCCUUAUCAUCAGUGAGAUUCAGUUCAGGAUCGAAUCAUCCUAAACAGCAGCCAAGUCUGCAAGACUGUGAUGCUUUAAGUGCCUCCCAUUUGAAACUGAAAUGUAGGUCGGAGGAGCAUAAAAGCAGCAACAAAUCCAGUUGAUUGUAUACGCGAAAAGACAUUUGUAAUCGAUUUGCUCAGUGUAGUAUUAUUUUUAUUGAACAUCUGUUAAAGUUUUAAAGAGACGUUUAAUGAUAAGUUUUUAAGAAAGACGAUUGCAUUAAGUAGUUCAAUAUUUUUAUAUGCGAUUUUAUUUUAUUGACCUAUAAAGUUGAAUGUAUUUUUAGUGCUUGUUUAAAAUAAAUUUGCCUAAAAUUAGUUAAA
This is a messenger RNA of Hermetia illucens (black soldier fly), 5500 nucleotides long. RefSeq names its product myb-like protein X (gene ana1). The transcript is spliced from 5 exons. NCBI's taxonomy places the organism in Eukaryota, Metazoa, Arthropoda, Insecta, Diptera, Stratiomyidae. The record is from RefSeq and is a predicted model, not a curated record. Bases 62 to 5278 code for a protein of 1738 amino acids.